Molecule: messenger RNA, 378 nt
Organism: Prunus armeniaca (apricot)
Lineage: Eukaryota; Viridiplantae; Streptophyta; Magnoliopsida; Rosales; Rosaceae
Source: the annotation of a GenBank genome assembly
AUGCAAGCUAUCUCCUAUCUAUGGAAAAGGUUAUGCAAACCAAUCAGUGCUAGCACAAGGGGGGCAAGUAGUACUUUGGUACCUCACACCUUCAAUCAAGCAAGAUCGGAAAUGAAGUGUGUGAAGUACAUCAUCAAGGAUGAAAUUCCUUUUAGGGCGGUGGAGGGGACGAGGUUUAGCACUACAAGAAAAAUACCAUAUAACGGGGACGAGGAGUUGCGCGUUGUUAAACGGCUAUUCUACAACACACACAAGUGCGUUGCAAGUUUCACUGAAGUCUACAACGUGCCUAGCAUCUCUGAUUCUGUUGGGUGGGCUGAAGACACCACUCCAGCAAGUCGCUCUACUCGUGAAGGAAUCUACUUCAAAUUCUGCUAG